GUGAUUCGUGCGCAAUCUCGCGCGAGCUCAACGCGGAUUCAUCUUGCUUUUCUUUCAACGUCUGCAGUUCAGUCUCUCUCAAUUUCCUAGAUCUUAGUGUUCGGAUAGAUAGACCUGCCUGCGUGUUCAGCUGCUGAAGAAAUUCAGCGUUGCUAGCCCGGCAUGGCUCCUUCCUGGCUCCCCACCCUCCAUCUCCCUUCCUGGCUGCACCUCCCAGACCGCAUUGCCGUCCAACACAUCCUCUACGGCAUCAUCAUCGGCUUCUCUCUUUCUCUCACCUCAACCUCGCUUGCUCUGUGGUACCAAGAGCGCAAGCGCGACCGCUUCGUGCGCCGCUUCGAAGCGCGUCCAAUAGAGCUGCGCAGCGAUGAAAUCAUCAAGGGCGUUACGGGGCUGAUCGGAAACACGCCGCUGGUGAGGAUCGACUCUCUCAGCGACGCGCUCAGGGUGGAGAUCCUCGGAAAGGCAGAGUACCUUAACCCUGGAGGCAGUGCGAAGGACCGCGUCGCGCUGAAAAUGAUCGAAGACGCGGAGCACCAGGGCUUCCUUCAUCCGCACACAGGCUCCCGAAUAUUCGAAGGCACCGUAGGAUCCACGGGAAUCUCGAUCGCUACGGUCGCGAAAGCGAGAGGAUAUGAUGCAGCGAUCAUCAUGCCGGACGAUGUCGCAGAGGAGAAGGUCAAGACGCUGCUCGCGCUCGGCGCAGAGGUCGAGCGCGUGCGGCCGGCGAGCAUCGUCGACAGGAAGCAGUUUGUCAACCUCGCUCGAGAGCGCGCAAAGCACUUCGGCCUUCCCUCUCAGGCCUCCGCCGUCCCGCACGGCCACCUCCUCUCCACGUCGAGCUCCUCGCUGCUUGUGUCCACUACGGUGACAGACACACUUGGCGAGGAGCGUGCCAAGGAGGGCGUGGUGCUACUCGCGCCGCGCGGAUACUUCGCAGACCAGUUUGAGAACCGGGCGAACUACCAGGCGCACUUCCACGGCACGGGCCCAGAGAUAUGGAGGCAGACGAACGGACGUGUGGACGCGUUCGUCUCUGGUGCAGGGACGGGUGGCACCCUUGCGGGCACGGGCCAGUACCUGAAGAAGAUGGACAAGCAUGUGCGCGUCGUGCUCGCGGACCCGGAGGGCAGCGGGCUGUACAACAAGGUAAAGCACGGCGUGAUGUUCCACCAGAAGGAGGCGGAGGGAACGAAGCGGCGGCACCAGGUGGACACGGUCGUCGAGGGGAUAGGGAUCAACCGCCUCACGAAGAACUUUGAGCUCGCGCUCCCGAUCAUCGACGAUGCGUUCCGGAUCACCGAUGCGGAGGCGGUAGCCAUGUCGCGCUACCUAGUGCAGCACGAUGGGUUCUUCCUCGGGAGCAGCAGUGCAUGCAACCUCGUCGCGGCCGUCAAGUUUGCCAAGAAGAUGGGCUGGCGCGAGGGGCAGACGGUGGUCACGAUUCUCGGCGAUUCGGGCAGCAGGCAUUACUCAAAGUUCUGGAACGAUGAUUAUCUCCGUGAGGCGAACAUCCCUGUUGACACUCAGAUAAUCGAAGACUUGCUAGCGCAACCUCCGGCGAACCAGAACCACAUCGCUGCUGCGCAGUAG
This is a messenger RNA of Laetiporus sulphureus 93-53, 1593 nucleotides long. Its product is annotated as PALP-domain-containing protein. Bases 163 to 1593 code for a protein of 476 amino acids. Gene Ontology annotation, cellular component: cytoplasm. The transcript is spliced from 16 exons. Lineage: Eukaryota; Fungi; Basidiomycota; Agaricomycetes; Polyporales; Laetiporaceae. The record is from RefSeq and is a predicted model, not a curated record. Gene Ontology annotation, molecular function: cysteine synthase activity.